GGGAAAAAAGAAGAUGGAAAAAAACACAACCGAACAUUUGGUGGAGUUUGAUCCACUCUGGCAACCCGAGGCGCGGGCGAGAGAGGAUGUUUGGGUUCUCGCGCUGUCACAAGCACAAAACCGCAGAUUACAGACAGUGAAAUCUCACUCUCAGCUGACGUGGCAUGAGGACGAAUCAGAUUUCAAGCACAAGUUGAAGCAUGACUCUGCGCACGUGUUUCCAGACUGAGACAGGUUUGGCAGUGUCAUCUCUUGCAGCAGGUAGUCCAACAGCAUUCUGGGUAAAGUAGAAAGGAGUUUAUUCAUGAAUCAGAGCGACUUGUACUCCGGAAGAUUGAGCGGAACAUGGCGGCGGAGCGGUUCUCUGUGUCUGUGCGACGCUGCUUGGGGUCAUGUUGCUCCAUGGCCACGCUGCGCUCCCGUCUUCCCGUCCUCACGUGGCUGCCGGCGUACAGCCUGACGUGGCUGAAGAUGGACGUGCUGGCGGGACUCACCGUGGGGCUGACCGUCAUCCCUCAGUCCCUGGCCUACGCCGAGGUAGCCGGCUUACCUGUGCAGUAUGGGCUAUACUCCUCCUUCAUGGGCGGUUUUGUUUAUUGUUUGUUCGGGACGUCUAAGGACAUCACCCUGGGCCCGACGGCCAUCGUGUCUCUGCUGUGUUUCUUGUACGUCAGAGGAGAUCCGGUGUACGCCGUGGUGCUGACGCUGCUGUGUGGAAUCCUCCAGCUCGCCAUGGCUCUACUCCGACUCGGUUUCCUGUUGGACUUCAUUUCUUAUCCUGUUAUAAAGGGCUUCACCUGUGCAGCAGCCGUGACCAUCGGCUUCGGACAGGUCAAAAACAUUCUUGGUGUGAAGGACGUCCCUCAGCAGUUCUUUCUGCAGGUCUACUACACUUUCCAGAAACUACCUGAGGCCAGGGUUGGAGAUGUGCUUCUGGGUGUAUCCUGUCUGUUGUUCCUGGUGAUGAUGACCACGAUGAAGAGUUCUCUGGGUUCUAUCGAAGAUAACCCGUCUCCUGUGGUGAAGGUGUCUCGGGGAUUGGUGUGGACGCUCGCGACUAUCCGAAACGCUUUGGUUGUCAUAGCAGCAGCGUGCGUGGCGUACUCUGCCGAGGUCUUGGGUCACGAUUUCUUCACUGUGACGGGGAGAACGGCUGCAGGGCUGCCCCCUUUCUCGGCCCCGCCCCUCUCUGAGACGACGACCAAUGGCACGCGCAUAUCAUUCAGCGAGAUCGCGCAGGACCUGGGAAGCGGUUUAGCUGUUAUACCGCUGAUGGGCGUGCUGGAGAGCAUCGCUAUUGCGAAAGCGUUCGGAAGUAAGAAUAAUUACCGCAUCAAUGCCAACCAGGAACUCUUUGCCAUUGGACUCACCAACAUCCUGGGCUCAUUUGUCUCUGCGUAUCCCGUCACAGGCAGCUUCGGGAGAACUGCUGUAAACUCUCAGACUGGAGUGUGUACACCUGCAGGAGGUAUCGUCACAGGUGUGCUAGUGAUUCUGUCUCUGACCUUCCUCAUGCCGCUGUUCUCCUUCAUACCCAAAGCGUCUCUGGCGGCCGUCAUUAUCUGCGCCGUCGCUCCGAUGAUAGAGUUCAGCGUUCCUCCUCGCAUCUGGAGAGUCAGAAAGCUGGACCUGCUGCCGUUCUCGGUCACCUUCCUGCUCAGUUUCUGGGAGGUGCAGUACGGCAUCGUGGGAGGUGUAGUCGUCUCCGGGUUCAUGCUGCUCUACCUGACGGCCAGACCUGAACUGAAGGUAACGGAUCACGGCGUGCUGGUGAUGGAGCUGGGAAGCGGACUCCAUUUUCCCGCUGUAGAGCACUUCACUGACGUCUUGCGCGCACACGCAAUACACGUAUCUCCUCCUCGUUGCGUUGUGUUAGACUGUCAGCACGUCAGUAGUAUAGACUACACGGCGGUGAAUGAAUUACGAGACGUCUUGAAGCAGUUUAAGCUGCACGGAGUCGCUCUGGUCUUCUCGGGACUGAAGUGUUCGGUGCUCGAGGUUUUAUCCGCCGCUGAGCUUCCAGGCUUCAGACACACAGACAGCGUGGAGGCGGGACUGCAGAUCCUGAGCGCCAACUGGCACUACGACUGACACUCCGAUCUCAUCCAAUCACUACGACCGACACUCCGAUCUCAUCCGAUCAACACACACGGCUCCGAGCCAACCGCUGAAUCCCUCGAGCGAGCAAACCGACGACGCCUCGACGUCACGUCUCAACACUGUGUUUGUUUGAAACUUUGUCGAAUCAGUGACGCCGACAUCCAGACCAGACCGUCUUCGCACAAACGGAUGCAAACGGCGUCCCUUCAUUCGAAGACGCACUACUUGUUUUCCUUCAGGGAGAUUUGAAAUGAUUUCUAACGGCGGUCUGAAAACGAUUCGCUAGCUAGGAGCGUUCUCAAGGAAGGUUUAAAAAACAACAAAAACGCACAACUCUGUCUUCUCAUGUGUAGUGUUUUUAGACUAUAGUGUUUUCUUUUUUUGGGGGGGGGGGGGGCCACGCGUACGAAAUUUAUUUUCGGGCGUAACGUAAAGAGCAUAUUGUACCGGCGAACGUUACCGGAGUCGUCAGAAGCCAUGUGCCUUGUUUCUGAAACGUCUGAGGCGGAGACUCUUCUAGCUUUCUCUUAACUGACAUUUUUAAAGUCGAAAAAUACAGUUUGAUGCUUUUAAAACGCUGCGGAAACUCUAACCGUCCUCCUUACUGUGUGCAAACUGACGCCGACUCCUUUCGUUCGUUUUGAACGGUUUAACUGACGGUGAUGGUUUCAGCCCGAAAUCAAAAAAAUUAGCGUAGUGUUUGUGAGUCAGAAUUUCAGGUGGAAAUGUGUUUUGUUUUAUUUUUUUAUCGUACGAAACAUCAACGUUAGAAUCGAUCCGGGUUGUAUAGUUCCGAUCGAAUGUGUCUGGAUGUAACACGCUAAUUUAUGCCGCAUUCAUCAUCUAGUACUUCGUCGCUACGUUACCGUUGUAGCGCAAGUGUAAGAUUAUAGCUGCUGAAUGUGGGUACUGAGGUAAGUUGAGGUCAAUUUUGACAUUAAUUAGCACCGUCAUUGAAUAUCACUGUCAUGCUACAUUAUAUAGCCAUAUAAUAAUUACAGCAAUUAUUAAUCAUUACAGUAAAUAUGAAUUGUCUACAAAUUACAUUUGUUUGUUUUUUUUUGUUUUUAAAUACGUCACAGAUAACGUAUCGAAUUGCGAACAAAUCUUGAAAAUUGUUUUUAUUAAACAGAAGUAGAAAUUACACGAUGGUUAUUUAUUCAUGACGGUUAAUAUGUAAAAUAAUCAGACUUUGCACCCCUUCACCCGCCCCCAUUGUUUUUAAAUGGAGAAAUGGAAAAUGGACGUCACUGUAUUGUUUACACGUGUGUAAAUAUAUGUAAAUAAAUCCAAGAAGUGGGAAAAAAAAUGAAAUGUUUGUGUAUCCGGAAAUAAGAUCAUCCAAAAUCUGCUGCCAAAACAACGCAAAAACUGUUAAAAGGGCAAAGCCUGGGGAUUAGGAAAGAAUAUUUAUAUCACACUCCGAUAGGGUACUCUGAAAGGUUAGUAAAGGGGUUCUGCUUGGAGCCCUGACGUGUAGGUAUUAAGAAGAAAAUAAUGAGCAAUCAUUUAAAGCUUGUACCGCUGACAUACCUAGAUAAUACACACACUCUUGGGGGGGUUCUUCAGGGGUACUUUAAGGGGUCAUUGGAUAUUGUGACGUGAUAUCUUUAUGAUAACUUGUAGGCCGUAUGCUGCAAGUGUGUUGGAUUAGAAUCGUUCAGUAUAUUCUGAAUUUCAAAGAGCAAACAAGACCAACAAACAAAACCCCAACCCUCUAUGUUUUCUAUGUUUAUUUGCUAAAUAAUGUUUCAUGAAAUACAUUAAUUGUUGUUGUUUUUCAUUUGCAUGAAACAUACUGAUUUUCAGAAUGACCUGCACAUGGUAUAUGGUGUGGAUUCUAUUUUUAAACUCCAUAAUAUUUUGUUCUAAAUGCGUUUGAGGAAUUUUAUUGAUUUAGAGUAACUAGCGCAGUUGCUAGUAAAGAGCUAGCUAGUAGCUCUAAGAUUGUAACUAGCCCAGUUGCUAGUAAAGAGCUAGCUAGUUACUCUAAGAUUGUAACUAGCCCAGUUGCUAGUAAAGAGCUAGCUAUUUACUCUAAGAUUGUAACUAGCGCAGUUGCUAGUAAAGAGCUAGCUAGUUACUCUAAGAUUGUAACUAGCCCAGUUGCUAGUAAAGAGCUAGCUAGUUACUCUAAGAUUGUAACUAGCGCAGUUGCUAGUAAAGAGCUAGCUAAUUACUCUAAGAUUGUAACUAGUGCAGUUGCUAGUAAAGAGCUAGCUAAUUAGUCUAAGAUUGUAACUAGCGCAGUUGCUAGUAAAGAGCUAGCUAAUAUUGUAAAUAGCUCAGUUACUAGUAAAGAGCUAGCUAAUUACUCUAAGAUUGUAACUAGCGCAGUUGCUAGUAAAGAGCUAGCUAAUAUUGUAAAUAGCUCAGUUACUAGUAAAGAGCUAGCUAAUUAGUCUAAGAUUGUAACUAGCGCAGUUGCUAGUAAAGAGCUAGCUAAUAUUGUAAAUAGCUCAGUUGCUAAUAAAGAGCUAUCUAAUAUUGUAAAUAGCUCAGUUGCUAGUAAAGAGCUAGCUAGUUACUCUAAGAUUGUGUUUUAGCAUUAAACAUCGUAUCCUAAUCAAUAUCUUUUAAAGAAAAAAACAUAUCAGUGCCAACCGAAUUAAUGUUUGUCUUUAAAAAUGGAUUAGCAUAUGUAGCUAUUACUAGCAUGUUGACUAGGAAGCUAGUUUGCUAGCUAGCCCUGUUUGUGUUGCACAGCGAAAUAGUUCAUGUAACCCCGUUGCGAUUUAUAAACGUGUUCCCAAACCGUCGUAUCCGCCGGUGCAAUUCCUCAUCUCGUUGAACUUGCGAUGUCAUUUCCUGUCCUCUGUCUCACACUGGAUAUUGUUUUCUCCCCCUCAUGUAAUGGAUUGUGAAUGAAAGUAAGCACGAGGUUAAAUAUUUACUACGCACGGUGGCAGUAAAAUAAAGAGACGAAACUUUGAACUUGCCCAUGAGUUUGAACACGCAAUGAACGACGUGAGAAGCUAAAACCGUGACCGCCUCGAAGUUCAGACGUUGCUGGUUCCAAACAUGAGUUCGGCUCCGUACUCACACGGAGAUAAAAGACAGGCUGAUAAAAGGAGAGAGUUCCGGAAGCGUGACUGGUCCAUCGAGCAACCUCCUCUCUUGCCAGAGGAAGACUCUCAUCCUCAAUCAUCAGGACCCGACGGCGUACAUGAAGGGCAACGUGUCAAGAGCGAGACCGGUUCCAUUCCAAAAUGACGACAAGGAGGACAAAACGUGAGUAGUUUGGGGACGAGCCUGAGGGCCACCGAGAGGACAACACGAAUGCCACGUCUUCAAAGUGUGCUUUAUGUAAUAAGGAUACAGGAAACUGUCAUUCAUCCUCUACUUUUUUUUUUUUUUUCUUUUUACCCUGUUGUGAUUGAUGCCCUUUAGUGUCGAACGUGUUCAAUUUGUGUGCUUACUUUCUCAGUUUGUGAUUGGUGUAUAAUCUCUUCUGUCUUGUAGAGCUGGGAUAAUGCAUGUGUGAUCUGCUGAAAAGAUGACGAACUGUUCGUCCUUAUUCCAGCAACAGAGCAUAUAAACACAGACCUACACCCAAUUUAACUGGUAACACCUAAACAACGAGUUCAUUUUAUGAAUUUAAAGGAUUUGCUGUGACAUGUUUUGUUCUUGUUGUUGUUUUUUUUUUUUUUGCAUUUAAAAAAACUUCCUAUAUUUACAGCAUUAAUUCCAAGUGAUUGUAAUUCUAUAAUCGUCCACUAGAGGCCACUAGACAGAUAGCGAAAACUGACUUGGGGGGGGGGGGGGACAUUUCAUAUGAAAAAAGAAGAGAGACAGAAAGAUGGAAACAGAUGCGGUCAUUAUGAUGGCGGUGUGUAUUCACCACAGCACAACAAUGGCAGAGAUGUUUUUCAGACAAAGACAGAGAACGAUGGAUUCUUUGAAUCGUAUCUUCUUAUACCUAUUUUAUGUACUGAGUUUUUUUCUUCUUCUUCUUUUGUUCUGUUCUCUCUGAAUAUGGCCUAUUCAGCGAGGCUGAUGCACUCUGUAAAUAAAUGAAUGAAUAAAACCGG
Molecule: messenger RNA, 6131 nt
Organism: Ictalurus punctatus (channel catfish)
Lineage: Eukaryota; Metazoa; Chordata; Actinopteri; Siluriformes; Ictaluridae
Gene: slc26a11
Product: solute carrier family 26 member 11
Exons: 20
Coding region: 346-2091 (581 amino acids)
Biological process (GO): transmembrane transport
Cellular component (GO): membrane
Molecular function (GO): secondary active sulfate transmembrane transporter activity
Source: RefSeq, a predicted model, not a curated record